Molecule: messenger RNA, 2514 nt
Organism: Sipha flava (yellow sugarcane aphid)
Lineage: Eukaryota; Metazoa; Arthropoda; Insecta; Hemiptera; Aphididae
Exons: 10
Source: RefSeq, a predicted model, not a curated record
UGAUUUGUAUAAUGGAAAACGAUCUAGUAACAAGAAAAAAAAAAAGAGUUAGAUUGUCCAAAUUAAAAAAACAUAAAGGACAUAUAGAAGCGAUACACAAAUGGCGUUUAAAUCGCAUACAUAAUACAGAAAACUCUGAUUCUUCGACACCGCAAUAUCAACCACAUAGCAAUGACAAUAUUCUAGACCAGAGUAGUUCUACAAUUGAAGAAAUAAACGAUGAUAAUGGAUGUGAAAGUAAUAACGUAGAGACCGUAGAGUCAUCACAUAUGAAUAUGUUAGAUUCAUCUGAUCGAUCAGUCAUAUUUGACCGUAAAAAUGAAAAAGGACCAAAAGAUGAGGUAUGCUUAAUUCAUGGCAGACGGAUUGUAGAUAUGCAAUAUGUUUUUGACACUAUUUCUAAAAUAAAGCAUGAACCAUUUAGCUGUACUUUUUCAGAUUUAAAAUUGAUAAAAGAAACUCGUUCAGGAUUUUAUAGUGAGUUUGUUUUUAAAUGUAAAAUAUGUAACAAAGAAGAAAUUGUUGGUACAGAGUGUCCAAAAGAAACCAUCCCUAUUAACUUGGCAAUGGUAGUAUCUUGUAUAAAUACUGGACAAGGUUUUUCAAGUCUUGAGCAAUUUUCCGCAACUUUAAAUAUGCCAUGUUUGUCUAAUCCUACAUAUCAAAAGCUUCACGAAGAAGUAGGGAAGCAAAUGGAAAACAUAUCUUGGGAGGCGACUGAAAAAGCAGCGAAAGAAGAAGCUAUGAUCGCGUACGAAAAUGGAGAUGUAAAUAAAGACGGAAUCCCAAUGAUAACCGUAGUAGCUGACGGAGCUUGGUCUAAACGAUCCUAUCGUUCCAAUUAUAAUGCGCUAUCUGGAGUGGCUUGUAUAGUUGGAUAUAAAACCAAAAAGGUGCUAUAUAUUGGAGUUCGUAAUAAGUAUUGUUCCAUAUGUCAAAAAGCAGAGUUUUUUAAAAAAAUGCCCUCCACCCACGUAUGUUACAAAAACUGGACUGGAACAUCGACUGCUAUGGAGAGUGAUAUUAUCGUUGAUGGGUUUUGCCAAAGUAUUGAAACCCAUAAUUUAAUUUACAACAGUCUUAUUGGAGAUGGUGACAGUAGCAUUAUUAAAAAACUACGAAUAAAGAAACCUUACGGAGAUGAUAUAAUAGUUCAAAAAAUUGAAUGUAGUAACCAUAUUUUACGGAAUUAUUCUAAUCGUAUUAGACAAAUUUCUACACAAAGAAAGUGUUCAUCUGAUAAUGUUGUUCCCGGGUAUAUUAGAACCAAAAUAAAAGCUAAUUUAUUGAGGUUAAGAUUUGCUGUGACGAAGGCUAUACAAUACAGAAAAGAAAUGAAUAUUUCACUCACUGAAAAAGUAAAGUUACUGAAAAAUGAUAUUUUGAAUGGAUCUUUUCAUGUAUUUGGAUGCCAUGAUAGAUGUGACAGAUAUUUCUGUGUGGAUAUAAAAGCAAAUGAAAAUAAUUUUGUCCCUGAAUUACAAAAAUGUGGUGUAUGGACUGAUUUAAUGGCAGCUUUAAACUUGGUAGCUUAUCACGCUAAUAGUUUAAUUCACCAUGUCAAUAACAAUUGUGUUGAAGGCUACAAUAGUAUAGUUGCUAAGUAUGUAGGCGGAAAACGUAUCAACUAUUCUCUUAGAGGCUCAUAUAAUGUCCGUUGUCAUACCGCAGUAUCUGCAUAUAAUUAUGGCCCUUAUCAUCUCAGAAAAUUUCAUAAAAAAGUAACUAACUUCAGCCCGGGAAAAUAUACAAAGCAAUAUAUUUCUAAGGAAAUAAAACAAAGACUCGACAAAAGACGUCGACUUAGCUAUAAAUCGUCCACUAAUACUAAUCUUAAAAUACGGAAAAAAAUUAUUUAUGGACCGGACGCCGAUUAUGGAGCUGUGAAUGAUGAAUUAGGUUGUCAGACGUUACCUAUGUCGCGUGAAGAUUUUGAAGAAAAAAAAUUAGAGUUGUUGACAAAUUUGAAAUUAAAUAUGGUUGAAAUUGACGAAUUACAGCGUCGAACGGUUGAACAGGCGAAUUGUGUGAAAUGGAAAAAAGAGAGGUCCAAAAGGUUAACUGCAUCCAAUUUUGGGAAAAUUUGUAAAUUACGAAAAACCACUUCCAGGAAAAAUAGUGUAAUCUCAGUUUUAUACCAAUCAGAGUAUUUUCAUGGUACUGCUGCUACAAGAUAUGGGAUUCAAUUUGAAUCUAUUGCAAAGGACGAAUUUGAGAAGCUAUUCGGAUACAAAGUAGCCCCAGCUGGAUUGUUUGUUGACCCUCAUCUGCCAUUUUUGGCAGCAACACCAGAUGGGCUUAUUGAGGAUGAUUCAAUAAUAGAGAUAAAAUGUCCAUUUUCUAUAAAAAAUUUUACUCCCCAAGAUGCACACAAAGCAAAAAAGUUAAAGUUUAUGGAUAUGCAAUCGGGUAAAUUAUUUUUAAAAAAAAACCAUUCUUACUACUACCAAGUACAAGGGCAAUUGCAUAUAACAAACAGAAAAUAUUGCUACUUUGUUGUAUGGACACCAAAAG